AUGGCGAGUACCGCUGACAGCCACAACACACCGCACGUGCCCGGCGCGCCGCCGGCGCCGCGGGAUGACCGCCUUUGUCCCGUGGAGCGGCUCCCCCGGCAGCUGCCGCCGGUGGAAGCACGGCACCGGGCCGCCCGGCUGUCAGCUCCCGGUGCUGGCCGAGGGGGGUCCCGGAGGAGAUGGCCCCGCUGCCGGGCACCCCCACCGAGGGGGCGGCCGGCCCUUGGGGGAUGCAGCGGAGCGCAGGGACCGCCGAGAGCGGCGGAGACAAAGGGGAGGCGGCUCGGGCAGGCCGGCCGCGCCCGGGGAGGCUGGGGAAGGCGCAGCCCAGAUGAAAAUGAAGCCGAGAGGCCAGAGGAAGAAAAAGCUAGUGCUCCACCCCCACCUGGAAGUGAAGAGGAAGCUGCAGAAAAUGGCGUUGUGAAAACGAAGGUGGCAGAGGCUGAGGAUGACAGUGAUAGUGAUAGUGAUGAUGAUGAAGAUGAUGUUCAAGUCACCAUAGGGGAUAUUAAAACAGGAGCCCCACAGUAUAGUUAUGGAGCGGCACCUGUGAACCUCAAUAUUAAGACAGGAGGACGGGCUUAUGGAUCUUCUGGUGCAAAAGUUAAAGGCGUGGAUCUAGAUGCACCAGGGAAUAUUAAUGGUGUACCCCUUCUGGAAGUAGAUUUAGAUUCUUUUGAAGAUAAACCUUGGAGAAAGCCAGGGGCUGAUCUCUCUGAUUAUUUCAACUAUGGGUUCAAUGAAGAUACCUGGAAAGCUUACUGUGAAAAACAAAAGAGAAUACGAAUGGGUCUUGAAAUUUUACCAGUUACCUCAACCACAAAUAAAAUUACGGCUGAAGACAAGGCUAUGGAAGUAAGACCAAGUGCAGAGAUUCUCGAUGGCAGAUACCAUCUUUUUAAGGUACAGCAGGGCAGAACUGGAAAUUUGGAGAAAGAGUUGGCAGUGCAGUCGACCAAAGCUGAUUUCACAUCUCCUCCUGCCUUAUUCAAAUCAGGAAUUCCAACAAACAGGCGAUUAUCUGGUACAAUAGAUGUGAUUGGACAGACCAUCACUAUCAGCAGGGUGGAAGGACGACGACGUGCUAAUGAAAACAGCAACAUACAGGUUCUUUCAGAACGAUCUAAUCCUGAAGUAGACAAUUUUACCAAGCCACCUCCAUUUUUCCCUCCAGGAGCUCCACCUACCCAUCUUCCACCACCUCCUUUCCUCCCACCCCCUCCUACUGUCAGUACUGCUCCACCUCUGAUUCCCCCACCAGGUAUACCGAUAACAGUGCCACCACCAGGCUUCGCACCACCACCUGGCGGUCCACCACCUUCCCUCAUACCCACAAUAGAAAGUGGACAUUCUUCUGGCUAUGAUGGUCGUUCUGUUCGUGCAUUUUCAUAUGGCAGUGGUUCUGCUCCUUCCUGGUCUAGUCUUAUGGACACCAGCAAACAGUGGGAUUACUAUGCACGGAGAGAGAAGGACAGGGAACGGGAGAGAGAGCGAUCCCGAGAUCGGGACCGUGACCGGGACCGAGACAGAGAUCGAGAACGUACCAGAGACAGGGAAAGGGACCGAGAUCACAGUCCGACUCCAAGUGUCUUCAACAGUGAUGAAGAGCGAUACAGGUACAGAGACUAUGCAGAAAGAGGCUACGACCGCCAUAGAACAAGUAGAGAGAAAGAAGACCGACACAGAGACAGGAGACACAGAGAGAAAGAAGAGACUAGACACAAGUCAUCACGAAGUAACAGCAGACGUCGUCACGACAGCGAAGAAGGAGACAGCCACAGAAGGCACAAACACAAAAAAUCCAAAAGAAGCAAAGAAGGAAAAGAAGCCAGCGGCGAACCUGCUCCUGAACAGGAAAACACUGAAGCUGCCCCUGUGGAAUAGGCUUGUGUGAUUUUUUUUGCCUACUUGCAUAUAUAUUAGUGCCAGAAAUAGAUUACUAUAAAUCUUGUUAUUUUUCUGGGUAUUAAAAUAAUUUGCUCUUAAUCUUGUUCUGUUAGUUUGAAAUCAAAGGUUACUUUGGUUUUUUUUGAAAAUAAAAGAAGAAUUUUUCAUGUUAA
Molecule: messenger RNA, 2060 nt
Organism: Calidris pugnax (ruff)
Lineage: Eukaryota; Metazoa; Chordata; Aves; Charadriiformes; Scolopacidae
Gene: FIP1L1
Product: factor interacting with PAPOLA and CPSF1
Exons: 18
Coding region: 1-1884 (627 amino acids)
Cellular component (GO): mRNA cleavage and polyadenylation specificity factor complex
Molecular function (GO): RNA binding
Source: RefSeq, a predicted model, not a curated record